UCGUUAUCGGUCCAAAGCCAGGAACUCGAGACGCCGAGGGAGGGAUGUUCCACGCGAGGGAAAGUAUAACAUCUGUUGGUAGAACUCCUCAGUCCCUAUAAGGAAUUCGAGGAACGUGAGAUCUCUAUGGCACCAACGGCGAUGGUGUUAGUGCGCAUUAUAGUAGGGAAGGUGGCCAAUGCCACACGGCUGAAUUCGACACUGAGAUCCACUCCUAUCAAAGGAGGACAGCCGGGUUGGAACUGUGUCGUGUGGGUGAAGGAUGCAUUGGAAGCGCUGGAAAAGAAUGGAAGAGCCUUGGGAACCUCAAACACCGACUGGAGUACCAUCCGUGACACAGCGAUGCACUAUGUCGAGGGGAAGAAAGCGCAGCAUCGAUUUGACGGCAAGGGCAACUUUGAUUUGUCAAAGGUAGCGACUUGGGACAUGCUCGAAAGAAAGGAGUUGGUUCCGUAAUCUGCAAUUCGAUCGAAUGGAGAGACACUUGUUCAGAAGAGGCCAAAAUACUUUCGUCGAAUCGUAUCCAUCUUCCGAGCAUAAGGCAAAGGAGCUAGGAACUUGUCUACCUCCUCCUGCCAGAAGCUGUUCUGAGGAUUGACAUUCCAGGCAGUAACGUAUUCCCAGUAGGAUGGAAGCCAGCCCGCAGUCUCCCAGUCGAUAAUCGCAACUAUGCUGUCC
Messenger RNA from Sphaerulina musiva SO2202, 678 nucleotides. RefSeq lists its product as uncharacterized. The transcript has a single exon. The coding region runs from base 127 to 456 and encodes 109 amino acids. The record is from RefSeq and is a predicted model, not a curated record. NCBI's taxonomy places the organism in Eukaryota, Fungi, Ascomycota, Dothideomycetes, Mycosphaerellales, Mycosphaerellaceae.